Molecule: messenger RNA, 816 nt
Organism: Protopolystoma xenopodis
Lineage: Eukaryota; Metazoa; Platyhelminthes; Monogenea; Polystomatidea; Polystomatidae
Source: the annotation of a GenBank genome assembly
AUGGAUUCUGUACCAAGCUGCCAAAGAGCUAAGAGACCUAAUUCUGCUUUGCCACUUGGUUUGCCAUCACCCAAACCGAAUGUCUCUGGUGAUGCUGUGGAGAGGGUGGAGAGCAACAUUUUCAAGCACAACUCUGACAUGAUAGCUCACUGUGGUGGUGGAAAACUUGAGGAGAACAGUAUAAUUGAUGAGUCCUCUUCCAGUGUUCAGGACCAUACUGAUCCCUAUCUUGCAGAUUGCUACUCCGAUCCUCCAUUUUCUGCUCCUGGUUCUCCUCCUCCUGUGUCACAUAGCUCAGCAUUUAAACCUUCAUCUCAGAGAUCCACUUACGCCCUUCCUUCAGCCAGUUUAGUACAUUUAUCGUCCCCCGGUUCUAAUAGCCUUCGACCGUACGGUCCCCCUCCGAUUGCCCCCGUCAAUCGUCCAAUUUCUUCUGGAGAUUUGAUUCGUAUUCAGCUCCCGCCAACUUGCGCUCAGCUCGGAGCAUGCGAACCUGCAACAUCUCCUAAUCCGCAUAGCGGAGGCCAAAACUAUUCUGCCAGAACCUGUUCCCGGCUUUUAUCGCCUUCUUUUGUCUCUGCGUCAAUACCUACUCCAUCAGCAAUAGUACACCCUACUCUCUGCGAUCCAGGUUCUCCUCCCUACACAACAGGUUUAUCUAUUCCCUCAGUUAUCCCUGGUCAGUUAAAGCAACAACGCUUUCUAGUACAACCAUCAACCUCCACUUCCCUUUCUCGCCAACGAAAAACUUCUGUCGCAAAUCCCUCUAUGGUCAGCUUGAACAGCAUGCACAGCAAGUAUGUCUUGUUAGACUAG